CCGAAUCUCCCUGUCCCUCCUCGAUCGACAUUCAGAUACUCGGGUGAAUCAGAGUAUCGCCAGCCUCAAUCUAGGCCUGCAUCUGCAUCUCCAUAUCCUCAAAAGGCAAGCUACAUAUCGACCGACCGACGACUUCUUGCCAGACUCCUUGCGCGUCGAUCUUUCUGCGUCAAUCGUCUUGCUUCAAGUCGCCUCGCAUUCUGAUCCUCUUUUCUGCAUCCCACAAGAAUCUGUCACCGACACCUCAUCAUGUGUAGAGGUGUCGCUGUUCAAUCCUUGUGUCUGUGUCAUAGGCUUGUUGAGCCAUCUCAGUGAUAUCCAGGUUUCCUUCUCAUUCAACACUUUCUUCUUCCUGCGCCUCGACCAUGGCGGGUGCGCAACCUUAUCCCUCGACUCCAUUGUACACCACAACUCCUUCCUAUCCGAGCCAGCCAUCAUUUUAUUCUUCUGCCCAGUCGAAUGUCUUUCACCAACCGGUGCACACUCCUCCUGCCCCUCCGCCGCAGCAUCCUCAACACCAUCACCAGCAGCUGCCUCCAAAUACCGUAUACCAACCAUCUCCGCAGAAUGCCUCUAGAUUCGACACUAAUUCUCAACAUCGCCCUCCUGCGGCGCCUUUUCCGUUCGGCGCGGCCUCAUUCACCCCAGAAAUGCUCAAGCAGCUAGCCAGCGCAGGACUUCCUCCCCCUCCCCCUCCUGCGUUCGCUCCUGCUUCCCUUCCCACCUCCGCCUACCCUCAAUAUUCUACGCCAAACAGUGUGUCGGUCUCCUCCCCGUAUCCCCAGCACGAAUUGUCUGCGCCUCAUCAGUUUGGCUCGGGCUUCUUCUUGAAUACUCAAAAUCAACCCACGCAGCCCGCGCCGUAUACAGCGCCUGGCUCUAGUGGUUUUCGACCUAUACCAGAUUACCACUCUUCCAAUGAUCAAGGCUUCUCCCCAUAUUCGGCAACACGUCCUGCUUCAAAGUCAUAUCAUCCACCCGCUCCUGCUAAUGCAAAACACGCAGACCGUGGCCAUGAUGAUGUCCUUCCUUCUUUUGGCUCUCGAUCCGAUCUGGACAUGCUGUUUGCCAACGCUCAGCAGCAGUCACAAGAGGCUUACCAAGACGAUUCGACAGCUAGCUACAAUAAGAUUUCUGAGACGCAUGAGACUGGACGUCGUCCGCCUACCGAUGGUAGCGCAUCUCCCUAUGAUCCGACUCGCCCCGCUACGAUCAUCCAUAGGACACUGUCUCGCAUCGAGCUACCAAAGAAUGCUGCCCCUCAACUCGACGGGAGCUCAGGGCCUCAGUCUAUAUCAGACCUAAGAGAGGCCGCUAAAGAAGCCGUGCUGUCACUCUUCACCAACGACAUUCGUUAUAGGGAACUAAUCACCGAGGGCAUCGAUCCUGCAGUCCUGUCCGGUCUUUACAAAGAACUCAACAUUGAAGCAGAGCCUAGUCCAGCCAACUCCUCAUACCAUCAAGCGUCUGCUGUCCAAAGUGCAACGGCUGAGACUCUAGAGUCUAAUGCGCAUGGUCCGCCCGAUGCCCCGGCUUUUGUCGCUCGUGGUGUCGUCGAAAGAGUAUCGUCACCUUCAACUGAUGUGGUCCAGCCCGAGGCCGCUUCCAAGUCCAGUCUGGCAAGCAAUCAAACACCUCAAAUGGAGGUGUCUCCCGCUCUCUCACACUCGGAAAAACCACAGACUACCCCGAAUGCCAACCUUGAACGCAAAGAUCGCAUUGCUCAAUUGCUCGCAGCUCGGACUGGCCGUACAACAAUGCCGUCACCCGUUCCAGCUUCAUCCCUCUCUACUGUUCCAGGUCACUCGUCUGGGACUGUUGUUGCAAAUUUGGAUGGGGUGGGCCUGUCCAAAGAACAACAGCUCGCACCGCCACUGCGGACAGACAGCCUGCGGCAAUCUAUUGAGACCUCGAGCCAAGAUGAAACUACGAGAUCACAGCAUGGCAACCUUGACCCUCUUCUAGCUUCCCACCAAUCUGAGCCUUCAUCCCAAAAGAAGCCACCCCUCCCCUCUGCCGAAAAGGCAGCGCCUUCUUAUGGAGCGUCUAUCUUCGCUAUCCCAGGUUUGUUUAUGGGCGCGGCUGAAAUGACGUCGGAGGACAACGAUUCUGCAGAUAUGCCUCGGGAUCAGGAGGAUAUCCUGACACCGCCGCAGUAUGACCCUUACACUCCUCAGCCAAUUCUCAAAAGACCUCGGCCAGAAGAGCUUUCCACCAGUGAGCCUUUGCCCCAAUCGAAACGAUUAAAUUCGCAACAGUUCACCGAGCAGGCAACCCCGCUCACUGAGGUGCCUAUGGAUGACGAUGCUUCAGAAGGCGAAAUCGUGGAGGAAACCGAAGGGAGCCGUGGCUCGAGAGCGCAUGCUAAUAUCGAACGCCUCGAAUCAUAUGAUCGUCAAGCCAACUCACAGCUGCAAAGCGCCUUUGGGAAUCGCCCGGCUGUGGAUCCCAAGAGUUCAACAUCACAAUCGUAUUCCACGACGGAUACGUCAACACUACUCGUUCCUGGAGUAAAUGAUGCGACAUCGUCGAAGCCGCCUCUUCUUGCGCAAAGCACCACCCCAGAGUCCUUGAAUAGGCAAUCCUUGACGUCUAAGCCCAUUUCCAAGUUGACUCCAGCAGAACUUGCAGAGAAAGCGGCCGCUUUAAAGGCAGAAUUCUUGAAACAGCGGGCCAGAAGACAGCAGGUGCUACAGGAGGAGUUGCCUGAUCUGAAUGCCGAGGUGAAACAGACGGAAGUCCGUCUUGAAAAAGCGAAAUCAGCCUUGCUAAAUCUCAGGUCCGAAAUCGCGAAGUUGAAGAAUGACUUGGAUCGGGCGGAAAAGUCGGAGACAGACCUUACUCAGGAGGUUGCGCAUCUUGAAAAGCAAUUGCAGCAAGGCCGCUCAGGUCAAAAACAGUACUCAGACGAGCUCCAAAAACUCAAGCUUGAUAAGAAGGAGAAUAUGUCCGAUUCCAUUGGAGCCGAGGUUGCAUCUCGCCCUCCAGAACAGCAAGGACUUCCCCUGUCCUCGCAGGAUCUGGCACCUCAAGGCUCUUCGAAGGUGGUUAGCGAUAUUGAACGUGUCCCAGUCAUUGAUGCUACACACGAUUAUGCCAACAAUGACCGGUGGCAUCCGACAGCCUCUUCUGCUCAGGUCAUCGCGCCUAGUCUCCCACAACUCGCUCCUGAAGGUCCGGCGCAUGAUGAGACAGCGGACGAAGUUCAACAGACAGACGAAAUGGAAAUUUCGCCCGAACCCGAGCCUUUGACAGCUGAGGGUCUGACUACUGGACCUACAACUUCUCGUUCGAUCUCACCGGAUUCACCAAUCGAAGAUGACGUGGAAAGUGAUGGCAGCGCGAGCAUGUCCAACAGCGGAUCUGAUGACGAUGACGAGGAAGACUAUGAGCCUGCCGAUGGGGAUGCUCCGCAACCCAUGGAUCUAUCUGAUGACGAUUCAGACUCGGACGAAUAUGAUCCUGAGAACGCUACAACCACCGCUCCGCCCAUACCAGAUGUAGUUGAUGUUUCAAAUCAAUCCCACGAGAGCACCAGCAUGGCGGAAUUGGUUCCCUCGCAAAGCCAUAUUGUCCAGCAAGCUAUUAUCCACGAUCUGCCAAAUAAGCCAGUGCCGAGCGAGCCUUCUUUGGCAGAGGUGGCCCUUGUUCGACGUGAAGAGCCACAGACCACGUCGACAGUCUUGCCCAACGGUGGUCAAGGCGAAAUUCAGAAAGCUACCGGGUCAAUCGACGCUAAUGCAGUCACUAAACAUCAGAACAAUAAGACACUGGAAAGUGAGAAGGCGGUCCUGCUCGAUGGGAGCUCACCACCGAAUCCUCACUAUGUACCAUACAAGACACCAUUGAGCUCAUUCAAGACCUAUCGGUUCCAUCAGGAUUUUCACGACACAGUCAAAAGUGGGUAUCGAUCCUUGACCUACAGCAACAGCAUUGAUCCAUCUCGGCCUCUCUGCCCUACUGAACUUUCGGGGGAGGUUUGUGAAGAUCCGACAUGUGAAGAGCAGCACUUCCGACAGCUAGGUCUUUCAGGUACGUGUACAGCCGAACCCAAAUCCCAAGCAGAAUGGUUUCUUCAUCCGACAUUGAAAACAACGGAGAUGUGUAGCAAGGUGCCCCUACUAAUUUCUAUACGUCACGCGUGUGCAGAUGACAAAAUCCUUGUACAGAUGAGUUCAGCCAGCGACAUCAAGGACAAAGGCAUUCGAGACGAGUUCCUUGUGGGUCUGAAGCAAGUGAUUGCUGAUCUGAGACAGAAGGAAGUCAAGGAGUUUGAAAACGUGGCCAACGCCUUGUCGGCCUACCGACGAGAAUUCUUCUCGAAAAGAGAAGAGGCCUAGUAGCCAACCCCAACCAAAACACCCGUUUUCAUUGUCUUGUUGCCCAUCCAUGAUCUUUCUUGUCUGCUCAUCCGUCCAUACCCCCUCGAUACCUGCCUAUUGAACCCUGUCACUGAGGUUGUCGGGUCAAAGGGAUCAAAGGUUUGACACCACCUCCUCAAUACAACUUGGAGGGAGAUCAUCGUGACCGACGUGCGACACGACAGCCCAAAAGUGCCGACAGAGCCUAAUGAAUACAAUCCAGCGUUUGCUUUUGCGAGAAUUGCAUGAACAUGUACGAGUACAUAGUUUGUUCAGGGUAGGGUCUUUGUGAGGGAGAAUGGAGAGUAUGGAAGGAACAUGAUAUGUUUGAGAGGCACUUGGCCUACACACAGGAGGAGCUGGCGCCGCAGUCUUUUCAUGUCUGCUGUGCAAAUAUGGACCUGACUAUGGGCAUCAUCCUGAGCAUGAAAAUGGGUCUAAGCAAAGCGAGCGACUCGGGGUAUAUUGGGAAAUACUUCAUUUCGCCUUUUAACCCAUAUUCAUUGGCAGGUUGGUUGCUUCGCGAUCAGACCUCCUUACCAACCAACACAAACUUGAUCUUUGUAUCAACAAAUCAUACUUUGUCUUUUUUCUCUUGAACUUGAAA
Exophiala mesophila is the source of this 4968-nucleotide messenger RNA. RefSeq lists its product as uncharacterized. Bases 366 to 4340 code for a protein of 1324 amino acids. Lineage: Eukaryota; Fungi; Ascomycota; Eurotiomycetes; Chaetothyriales; Herpotrichiellaceae. The record is from RefSeq and is a predicted model, not a curated record. The transcript is spliced from 3 exons.